Molecule: messenger RNA, 564 nt
Organism: Adineta ricciae
Lineage: Eukaryota; Metazoa; Rotifera; Eurotatoria; Adinetida; Adinetidae
Source: the annotation of a GenBank genome assembly
AUGGCAAAACACAUUCAUCAUAUAAAAUUUUCCGAAGUUCCUUACCUCGACUGUCAACCAUGGAUUAUCAUCCUUCAUCAAUUAGACGAAUCCGGUACCAUCAUUCGCCUCCCAACCGCAGAUGCAUUAACAUUUCUUCGCCCAUUUAAUGACAUCAUUCACUGUCAGAACCAUAUUAAAUCACACGAACGAAACCCAUUUGCAUUAUUCGGACAUGAAGACAAUAUCCGAACAUGGUUUUACAAUAAUAAUAUUAUUCCAGAUAAUCUUGAAGAUAUUAUUGUCUUUGGUGUUGAUAAAAAAGAUUUAAGAAGUUUCAAACAAUGGUUGAGACGAUACAGUCGGAAUAUUCAAACUGUUCUUCCGACUGAUCAAUUGGAAAGAGAAUUGAUUAUGUUUGGAAUGAGACACAUUGAGAAUGUACUGGAUGACUUUCAAGAUCCAAAUACAAAAAAUUUAUUGAAACAAGAUUUGCAAAAACUUCAUGCAGCUUUAGAUGAUUGUUUAAUGAGAAUUAAUCAAAUAUUAGAUAACGAAAUUGCGAUGAGUGUUGAAGCGAAAUGA